Molecule: messenger RNA, 2259 nt
Organism: Brassica napus (rape)
Lineage: Eukaryota; Viridiplantae; Streptophyta; Magnoliopsida; Brassicales; Brassicaceae
Exons: 2
Coding region: 1-2259 (752 amino acids)
Molecular function (GO): nucleic acid binding; RNA-DNA hybrid ribonuclease activity
Source: RefSeq, a predicted model, not a curated record
AUGGGGGUAUGGGUACUGACCAAGUGCAUCUCCUCAGUUACAUACUCCUUCCUCAUUAACGGUUUGCCUAGAGGGAAGGUAGUACCGAGUAGAGGUAUCCGUCAAGGAGACCCCCUUUCUCCCUACAUUUUUAUCCUAUGUAGCGAGGUCCUCUCGGGAUUAUGUAACAGAGCGCAAGAAGAUGGAUCUCUCAAGGGAUUGCAAGUAGCAAGGGCUAGCCCUCGGAUAAACCAUCUACUGUUUGCGGAUGAUACGAUGUUCUUCCUCGACGCAAACAUUGCCAGUUGCACAGCGCUCAAGACCAUUUUGGCGGACUAUGAAACGGUCUCGGGUCAAUUGAUCAAUAAGGAGAAAUCCUCUAUCACAUUUGCUAAGAAAACCCCGGCGGAGUUUAAGCUACAGAUUAAAGAGGAGCUUGAAAUUCAGAAAGAAGGCGGGACCGGAAAAUAUCUCGGAAUGCCGGAGCACUUUGGCAGAAAGAAAAAGGACCUAUUUGCCUCGACCGUUGAUCGGGUGAAGCAAAAAGCUCGUAGCUGGUCAAACAAAUUCCUUUCGUCUGCGGGGAAAUUGGUUAUGAUCCAGAGUGUGCUAUCAGCUGUGCCUACGUAUCCCAUGACUUGUUUUGAACUUCCGGUAUCGCUUUGCAAGCGCCUUCAAUCAGCAGUCACAAGAUAUUGGUGGGAUAGUAGUGAAGACACUCGAAAGAUGGCGUGGAUUUCCUGGGAUAAAAUGGCUCAACCAAAAGCUAUGGGAGGUUUGGGCUUCCGUGAUUUCCAGAGCUACAAUUUAGCUCUCCUUGCCAAGAUAGGUUGGCGCUUACUGCACAAUCCUAAUUGCUUACUUGGACGUGUCCUAUUUGGCAAAUACUGCCAGGAGAAUGAUAUCCUCAUCGCUAAGGAAGCAUCAGCUAUGUCUCAUGGUUGGAGGAGCAUACUGUUGGGACGAGAUCUGCUAUUGGAAAACAUGGGAUGGCUGGUUGGAAAUGGAAAAUCUAUCCAGAUUUGGCAAGAUCCCUGGUUAAACCCCUGCCGAAAGGAAAGGCCGAUGGGACCUGUGCGACAAGAUUGUGUUGAUCUUAGGGUCUCUUCACUGAUGAAAGAGGAAUCCUGCGAAUGGGACCUGCAGAAAUUACGGGUGCUUCUCCCGGAUUAUGAAGAGGUGAUUCAGCGACUAAAACCAAGUCAAGCGGGGGCGCCAGAUAAAAUGGCUUGGUUAGGAACACGUACGGGAGAGUACUCAGUUAAGUCCGGGUAUUAUGCAGCUGUAGACAGGAAUCAAAACAGAGACGAGCUAGUUCCUGGUACAAAUUUUGACUGGAAAAAGAACGUUUGGAACCUAGAUGUGGCCCCAAAAGUCAAGAUGUUUGCUUGGAAGCUACUGAAGAAAGCUUUGCCGGUGGGAGAGCGUUUAUUUGAGAGACAUGUUCCAGUGGACCCUCUCUGUAAAAGGUGUGGAGGAAUUGAAUCUAUCACUCAUCUAUUUUUGCACUGUCCGUUUGCGCAACAGGCUUGGAAUAUAGCGCCUUUUGUGACGACACUGGAGAGUAGCGGAAUGGUAGAUUUAGCUGAGAUCUGGACAGCAGUUAGUACCAGAACUUGCCUUCCCCCGUCGGGAGUAACAAGUGAGACCCUUGGCCUCUGGAUUCUUUGGAACCUGUGGAAAGCGCGAAACAAAUUCGUGUUUGAAGGUCAUUCGGGUUCGCCGGAGGAUACGGUCUCGAUAGCAAUCGCUUUGGCGCGUGAAUGGGGAUCGAGCCAAAAGGAGGCUCCAGCUCCCUCGAUUGCUCGAAGCCAGAGGAACCAGAAGAAACAGAGCCCUCCCGGAACGAUGGUCAUCAGAUCGGACGCUGCCUGGAAGCACGGAGGAUCCUCAGCGGGUUUGGGAUGGGUCAUCCAUUUGCCAACAAACAUAAAGCUGUUCAAGGCAACCGAGGACUAUGUAAGCUCCCCUCUUAUGGCUGAAGCCCUUGCGCUUUUAGCAGCUAUUAAAGAAGGAGCCCACGAAGAGCUGAAGUGUGUAGCUUUUGAGUCGGAUUCGACGGAACUGAUUAGUGCUGUUAACUCGAACGCCUGUUCGCCAGUGAUCUACGGGAUUGUCGCAGACAUUCUCUCCUUUGCUUCUGUGUUUGAUUUUGUUUCUUUUUCUUGGAUCUCUCGAGAGAGAAAUGGUCAAGCGGAUAGUUUAGCUAAGGCUGCUUUGUUGGCAGCUGAAACCGAUGUGGUUGAUGGGGUUAUUCAACUCCCAACUACCAGACUUUAA